Molecule: messenger RNA, 1060 nt
Organism: Amyelois transitella
Lineage: Eukaryota; Metazoa; Arthropoda; Insecta; Lepidoptera; Pyralidae
Gene: Elp5
Product: elongator complex protein 5
Exons: 1
Coding region: 93-851 (252 amino acids)
Biological process (GO): tRNA wobble uridine modification
Cellular component (GO): nucleus; cytosol; elongator holoenzyme complex
Molecular function (GO): tRNA binding
Source: RefSeq, a predicted model, not a curated record
UAUAACCUAUCUUUAUUGUUUUGUAUAUUCAGAGCACUUUCAGAGGUUUUGUAUUACAAUACAUACAACUGUUUCAUGUUUUUACUCAGAAAAUGACUUUAUUUAAAUUGAAAGCAGCACCAAUAAUAUUAAUUGAAGAUGACACAAACAAAAAUAUCUUACCACUGUUGCUGAAUAUAGUACAACAAGAGAAAAGUGAAUUGAAGAUGUUCUGUUUCGAACAACCUGAAACAUUGUGGAAGCCUGUACUCAAAACUCAUAUGAAUGUAAUAUUUUAUGAAGACUUUUGCACGGAAGAGUAUAACAAGUACAUCAACACGAAAUGUACAGUGGUUAUAGAUUCAUUAAAUCAAAUGUGUUUUAGCAUAGGAUGGAAUGAAUGUCUAAGAUGUUUGAAACGGCUUUACAUUGAUCCCAAUGUAAAUAAACUAGUUAUGGUGCUCCAUACGGACUGCCUGCCGUUUCCUAAGUUACAGUUAAAUUUAAAUCACUUCGCUUGUGCGGUAGUUUCCUAUGAUUCUCCCGACAGUAACAAAAUAAAAGUGAAGUUGAAAAAAGGAGGAAAAUUGGAACGGAGUGAGGAAAUUUUGACUUACGAUUAUAAAUUGGGUCUUCUGAAAUGUGUCCCCGUCGUAAAAGAGAGUAAAAAGGAUGAUGAACCAGAGAAGCCACUUCCAGCAAACCUUACUACAUUUAAAAUCGAAGUAGACCAGACUGAGAAAUUGGAGAAAUAUAAAUUAAAGUUACCGUACAUGAGCAAGAUUAAUGAAGGUGAGAGCAAGGUGUUUUAUGAACCAGAUGCCGUUGAUGACUGGGAUGAAGAGGAUCCAGAUGAAGACCUUGAUAUAUAGUGAUUGCCACCUGUACAAUUUCCAGUUACUUUACUAUUUUAUUAUUUGUUUGUUUGAAUGCAUGUAGGAUAAAAUGUUUAAUUAUUGUCAUCAAAGAUUACUUAUUAAUCAAAGCUAAUACUGUUUACAAAGCUGUAGAGUACAAGUGAUAGAACCAACUAGGGCUUAUCAGGAUGGGCCUAAAAUUCUAAAUAAAGCAUUUAAAACUG